CUCCCGGUGCAUGACAGCUGCUCGGUGUGUAACGGAAGACAUUUUGAGCCGUCCGGUCUGUUAUAUGAGUGCCAGCCUGAAGUCAAGAGGCUGACAGAGUGAGCCGGUAGUCGGUAAAAAUAAAAAAGACGCAGAUUAAAAUCUAAAGUAUAAAAACAAAGAUAGUUUAUAACCGUUGUGUGUGUGCAGAUUAGCCUGUUAGCUUAGCGCUGCAAUCCAAACAGCAAGCAGAAUCCUAGAUGCUAGUUAGUUAGCUGGCCUCCUUCUCCUCCUCCUCCUCCUUCUCCUCCUCCUCCUCCUCGACAGCCGGUGCUUUCACGCAGACACAAUGGCUUUAAAACGGAUCUCCAAGGAGUUAACUGAUCUGUCCAGAGAUCCUCCGGCUCAGUGCUCCGCCGGACCCGUCGGUGAAGACAUGUUUCAUUGGCAAGCUACUAUAAUGGGGCCUCCUGACAGUCCCUACCAGGGUGGAGUAUUUUUCUUGACCAUUCAUUUUCCUACAGAUUAUCCCUUCAAACCACCCAAGGUCGCCUUCACAACAAGAAUUUAUCACCCAAAUAUUAACAGUAACGGCAGCAUCUGCUUGGAUAUAUUGAGAUCACAGUGGUCUCCUGCAUUAACUAUCUCUAAAGUCCUUUUGUCCAUUUGUUCUCUGUUAUGUGACCCGAACCCUGACGACCCGUUAGUGCCAGAGAUCGCCCGCAUCUACAAAACAGACCCUGUUAGGUAUAACAGACUAGCCAGAGAGUGGACAGAGAAGUACGCCAUGCUGUGAGGGUACAACAAGACAGCUCAGGACUGGACUCAGAAAUACGCCAUGUGAUCAUCAUGUGAUCAUCAUGUGAUCAUCAUGUGAUCAUCAUGAGAUCAUGUGAUCCUUCUCCUGCUGGAAUUAACUUUUAUUUUUCUCAUCGCGCCCCCCCCCCCGCUCCUCCUCCUCCUCCUCGCCCCCCUUUCCCUCCUCCUGCCCCCCCUCCCCCCUUCCUCCCUCCUUCAUCUGCCAAUAACAGCAAUUUGUUCACAUUUCGUUUUUUGUCCCCAUCCUCGACUUCAAUCUUAAAUUCAUCCAAAAAAUGCUUUUAAACUUGAUCUCUUUUUGUUGUUUUUGUUGUUGAUUUAAAACAAAGCGAAGGGCUGAAGACUCGGAGCUGUCAAUGUGCCAACUGCAAAAACCCUGAAUGAACAGACAACUGUUACAAUAAAGACAUAAAUAAUAAAAAAUAAAGCUGCAGGAUAAUAUGAAUAAAUAAUUUAAUGCAUGUCAGUGAUUGGUUAAUAAUGUGCUGCUGAGAACAGAGUUUAAAAAAGAAAAAAAAAGAAGUGAUGACAGCUUUCUUUUCUUUUUUCUUGGAGGUUUUUCUGUUCUUGUUAUUAUGAUGUUUUUGUUUUUUUUGGUUUGUUUUUAGACGAGCGAGCCGUUAGUUCAUCCAUCAUCCACAACACUGUUCUCCUCUUUUUUGCACUGAAGAUGAAACUUAAAGCUCUCAACGGCUGAUCGAUCAACUAAUAGCUCUGAUGUUUGUUUCUUUUUCUCAAUAAAGUUGAACAAAUUG
Scomber scombrus (Atlantic mackerel) is the source of this 1553-nucleotide messenger RNA. Its product is annotated as ubiquitin-conjugating enzyme E2 2-like. The record is from RefSeq and is a predicted model, not a curated record. Gene Ontology annotation, biological process: ubiquitin-dependent protein catabolic process; protein polyubiquitination. Gene Ontology annotation, molecular function: ubiquitin conjugating enzyme activity. The coding region runs from base 329 to 775 and encodes 148 amino acids. Gene Ontology annotation, cellular component: nucleus. The transcript has 8 exons. NCBI's taxonomy places the organism in Eukaryota, Metazoa, Chordata, Actinopteri, Scombriformes, Scombridae.